Molecule: messenger RNA, 7039 nt
Organism: Phasianus colchicus (ring-necked pheasant)
Lineage: Eukaryota; Metazoa; Chordata; Aves; Galliformes; Phasianidae
Product: keratin, type I cytoskeletal 19
Biological process (GO): intermediate filament organization; epithelial cell differentiation
Cellular component (GO): cytoskeleton
Molecular function (GO): structural molecule activity
Source: RefSeq, a predicted model, not a curated record
UAGGGGCUAUCGUCUGCUCCACGCAGUCCUGUCCGCAAGUUCUGAGCUAAUCCCAUCGGAAAUCAGCGAGCUCAGAGCGCGUCCACACCGCGCGUCCACACCGCGCGUCCACACCGCGCGUCCACACCGCGCGUUCACACCGCGCGUUCACACCGCGCGUUCACACCGCGGAGCUCCUGCACAGCGCUCGGUUGCUGCCCUCCGCGGGGCUCCGCGGCUGCGCUUCAACAGCCGGCCUGCAGGGGGCGCGCGGAGGCACGGCGUGAUUCCGGCACCGCCGCUCAGCAGGCGCUGUUCCGCCCGCGGGCGUGCGCGGGUUUCUCAAUUCUGGAAAUCAAUCAUCUCCGCCUGCAGGAUAAGAAGCUUUCGGGAAGGCCAGAGGAAGACCCCGCAGCGCCGCAGCCCCGCUCUCCCAGUGCUGCAGGAGAGCUUUCAGGGCGCUGCUGUGCUGCGCUGAUCCCCUCCGUCCCCUCAGCGCUUCCCAGGGCUCUAACAGAGGACAUCUCUCGUUCGCUCUGCCUUCGAGAAAAAACAGACGGAAGGACACGGUCUGAACAAGUUAGUGCUGUACUCACAUUUACCGGCCUACCAUAAUCAUGAAACGUAACAGCAGUCAGAUGAAGCAAGCACAGAAAUGCGGGUAGGAACGUGCACUUUCUGUGUUUCUAAGUAGUGUAUUCUAGUACGUUUCAUGCAGCAGAUAGCAUUUUGGAGAGGAAACGCCAACGAACUUGUGAGCACUCGAAGCAGUCUCACACUACAGCAGACCGCCGGGCAAACGUUCCCCCGUUUCAGGUGUGCCGAGGCCGGCUUUCCCCGCGAGCCGCAGGCGCCUCGCAGCUCGUUGCGCGCUCUGCCUUCCUGCUGCAGUGCCGCUGUGAGCCCAAGGCUGGCCGCAGGGAGCGCCUUUGUGCAGCGCUGGCUGCGGAUCAAAGGCCGGCCCUGCGGAGCGCCCGGCCGCCCAGCCCAGCUCUGCCCUGCAGCUCCAUGCCGGCUCUGCUGCCAGAAUCGAAAGCUCCUUUCCGCCGAACCCGCCGUCGGAAACCUCUCACUGGGAUCUGCCGGGUGUUAUUAGUUACUGAAGUCGAAUCUGUUGGAAAGCAGUGGAAAGACAUCCAGCAGGUAUUUCCACUGGCUUCAUUCGGUGGUGCUGGGCUGCCCAGCACACGAGAUGGCUGGCACAGACCUCAGUGUUCCAUUGAGAGAGGACUGAAAGCCAAAUGAAUCUACUGGAAUAUUAUCUGGGUUUCGGGUGGGGUGAGACUGAGACAAACCUGCACUUAGAAAACUAGCAACAGAAAUAAUAGUAUUUAAACAUGAGUAUAAAAAUAUGGACAUGUAAAUAUAUAAACAUCUGAAUACAAAUACACACAGGUACGAAUGUGUCCUGCAAACAUUUACAGAUGGGAACCUGACAGCCAUGCCCCCGCUAUGCUGGCCCUGCUCCUCUCCAUCAGCAGGACUCCCCCCAGGCUGUGGGCACUGGGCAGCAUGGGGCGGGCACAGCUGUCUGCUUUGGGCAGCAGCCUCUGAGCUGCCUUGGAGAACAGCUUCCAGCCCCAUCACACCAUGCUGAGAUCUACCAGCAGAUAACAGGUUAAAGGAAAUGUAAAAAUAUCCAGAGCUUGUCUUUCACGUGCCAGGGCUGGGGGUCCCAGCCAAGCCCACCUUCAGGCACGUACAUUUCCCUUCACCACACCAUUCCCUCUCCUCUACAAAAGACAGAGGGUUGAGGAGGUAACAGGAUCGCUCUGCUCUUAUCUAUCCUCUUUAAACACCAGCAGCUGUGCCUGCCUGUGCCCAGACCUGCUGCUGCAGCACACAAACAUUCCUAUCUCGGAAUCUCUUGGCGCGCUGUGCAGCAAUGUGAGCUGUGAGCAUCUGGGAAAAAGGCCUAGAAAUGAUUGAUGAGGGGAGAGGGAAGCCAGGAGGGUGAGAGCUGCACCCCAAGCAGCACAGCCGCACCACGGCCGGCUGCAGAUCGGCUCUCUUCGGGUUUGGCUCUUCCCACAGGGAAGUUCCAAAAAAAAAAAAAAGGAGAAAAGUGUGUGUCUGAAUUAAAGAGGUUCAGAUGCUUCGUGCCUGUGUUUCUAAUGGGAGAGGACAUCCACAGUGGUGAUCCAAGCAGAUGCAGGACAGGAUCAGUGGGGCAGGGCAGCACAGCUUCGAUAAUUGGAAAAUAUAAAGUUUGAAAAUGUGGGUGCAAAAGAGUCAGGAAGGGUAAAGUGUGCAGGAGCUCCUCGGGUGGGAGCAGCACCGGCAGUGCGAGCACUGCAACAGCAGCGGGCGAGAUGAGGUACGUGCCAGUGUUACUCAAGGGCAAUAAAACUGGCUUACAUCAAAGUUCAUAAAAAUUCCCUGAAAAAACAUUUACGAUUGCACAGAGCAGCAGCAAUAGGAAAGCAGAACAGAGACAGAUAAAGCAAACGCGGGGCUCAGCAUGAGCCUCAUGCAGGCUGCUCCCCGCGCUGUGCUUAUCUGUGAUAAACCACAGAUAAAGGCCAUUCCUGGGCUGUCCCACCCUUCUGUUUGCUGCAGGAAGAGCUGACUGUACAGCCAGCUGAGAUCAGGGGAGUGGGAGAAACCAAGGCCUGCACUCAGUGGUAACAGCACCUUCUUCCUCCAGCAAAUAAUUCGCCACACUGAAGGCCUUUCCAGGCAUUUAAAUGUGUUAUCACCUGAAGGGAGCCUCAGCAAAAGCAAACGUGCAGCCACAGAGCUACAAGAGAUGUGGAGCUAAAAGACAAACCCAAACCCUUCUGGAAACUCAGAAUAGUUUUCCUAGGAAUGCUGCCCGAGGUGCUGCUGUCCAGGCAUUUGCCAUACACUGGGAGCUACGAAGAAGAUGGAAUAGUUGCUCCACUGGGCAGUGCCUCCCAAGCUUUUCCCCUCCUGACAAUUCCAGAUAGAAUUCCAAAUUAUCAAAAAGAACUCUUUGGGAGUUUUCCCCACCUAUCUGAAGAAAAUGUAGCCUGAUUGCAGCUAAUUAGCAGUAUUCUCAAAAUAUACCGUGAUUGCUGCUUUUACUCAGGAGGUUCUGAGGGAAUGCAGGGGCCUUCCAGCCCCAACUUCUAUGAAGUAGACCGUAAAGACACUUGCAAAGCCACACAUGUGCCUUUUAUUCUGCAGAAAUCCAAAACACACUGCCUUGAGGACUUCAGGAGGGAACCUGGGGAUGCCCAGAGGGAAGAAUGCUCCUUUCUCCGUGCUGCAGGACACCGAUGGGAAGCUGCUUCUUCUUUCCGCUUCUCGCAUUUCUGCUCAGGGAAGGAGAGUGCACGGAGUUCUGUUCUUCAUGCUCUAACUAUGGACUCCAGCAUUUAACAAUAAAGUAACUGUUCUCUGUCGGUCCCUUCUGCCCACAUGCAAACAGCUUCCCAGGCUGUCAGUGCUCCUGAUGGGAGCUGGAACCUGCUGGGCAGCAUUCCCCCACCGGGCUGAAUAAAACAUUCAGAUCUGCAGAAGGGGCUGUGCUCUGCCUCAGGGCAGGCUGCACAACACAAAAGAACCCAGCUGUCAUGCCCCUAGGCUGCAGAACCACAGAUAAUAGGUAUGGCCCCAAACUGCACGUAUCUGCUGACACAUUCUGUGCCUGAGUUGCUGCAGAACUCCGCUCUGAUACAGCCUCAUCAUCAGGUGCAGAAAAGCCUGCAAGUUACUCCAGCGGGACAGGACUCCUCUCAUCUGAGGAUACAGAUCAUCUACAUAGGAAAGCAAGCAGGACAUGAGUCAGCCUCAAGGCCCCACGUUCACAAUGAAGUACAUUCAGACAAAAAUGACUGAAUUCUGGUCAACUGGCAAACCAAUCUCAUCAAUUACAGCUGAAAGUGAAGCAUAAAUGGGAAAAAAGAAAGUAUCAAUCUGUACAAAUGAUGAGUUGCGAAGCACUGAAAGCUAGUGGAUGGCCAGAAGGCUGCAAGGAAGGCUGUAAGGCCGACUCCACGGGGCUGCACAGGCUCCUUGGCCAGCUUCCAGCUCGUGUGUUUGUUCUUUAACACUCCCUGUAUUUGCCCUGCAGUUUGACUUCUCUCUCCGGACCAAGUGGGUAAAGCACUGAUGUGUGUUUAGUGCAUUUUUACAGGCAAAAAAAGAACAGCCGUGCCCUCAUGCCGAGUAUGCAUUUCAUUUGGCUUAUCUGUAAUUCAUUGUCUUGGUACUACACGGGUUGCUCAUUCAAACAGCCCACAGCUGGCACUCCCAGAGCUGUGGAAGCAGCUGCAGGAAGCAGAGCUCGGCCCUGGCCUGGCUGCCUCCAAUGCUGUCCCUGCAUCCCUCCUUACAGCAGCACCUCAGGGGCCCGGAGGUUUGGAGGGCAGGAGGGCUGGUGGGGAAAGAAAGAGAACAGCAGAAUGAGAUGGAGAGCCGCUCGCUGCUGGGGAUGCUUGCAGUGAUAAAAGCACCACUGCCUUUGAAAAUUCACCUCGGAGAACUGGAUUUAAGCACUGAAGAAAUAACAUUUUCACUACUUUCAGAGCCCAGAAAGCAAUGUGAUUACGUUUCUUCUGUUUACUUCCCUCCUUGGUAGUAGCAAAGGGACUGAACGUAUAAUUGGGCCUUUGUUUCUGUUGUUGCUGACUCCCCAGGUAACACUCGGGGAAGUUUAAUGCCUAUCUCCUACAAACACUGCAAUGGUUCCUUGAAAAGGACCCUUGUUUCUGUACAAAAAUAGACUCCUUCACACACGACACGUUCUCUGUCAGAUCCUCCAUUUUACUGUUGGCCCAAAAGGAAAUAAGACCAAAGAAACAAACUUAAGAUUUGUAACAGAACAGAAUAGUCCAGUCAGUUCAUCAGCUCAAGGAUCCAGUCCAACUGCCUGAGCACAUCAGGGCUAAGGAAAUGCCAUAUCACUGUACCAUAUCACUGAGGGCAGUGACCAGUGCCUCUCCACCACCACCAUCCACAGGGAAUCCAUGGAUCCACCUCCCCGCGAAGGCUGCCCAGCAAAGAAAUUGUUCCUUCUGAAAGAAGGAUUUUUCCUGAGGGAAAGAAGGAAAAAGGCUGGUAGGACCCUGCUUUGCUAAGGCACUGUUCACCAUGUGGGCUCCUUUCAGGCUCUGCUAUCAGCCUGCAGUAGCUGAUCUAAUCACUCCGUAUUUUAACUUUCCUGAGGCUGCAGAAGCAAGUUGCUGUGUGACCUCGCUGGGGACGCAGCACAGGCUGCGGUGGGGCUGCGUGCUGCCAGCCCUGCUGCUCCCAGCACACAAACUGCAACCAGAUCAUGGAGCAACACCUCCCCUCAAUCCCACCUUCUUCCUCAAAAGCCCUGGGGGAGGGAAUCGGCUCGUUGUGUGAAGGUAUUUGGGAAUGAAACCCAGCUCACUUCUCAGCAACUGACCAAUGAGAGGAAUUCCUGUGUUGGCAGAGGGCUGACGGCCGAUAAAUUCCACGGGUCUCAGAUAACACAUUCUGGAGACAACUCCCAUUGUCACAGGCAUAAAAGAGCUGGGGUGGGGGAAAGGAGCACGCAUUCCUGCUUCAGGAUCACAAACGCAGCUGCUUCAGGUCCUUGGCAUUUCUCCCCAUGGCGACCUACAGCUUCAGGCAAACCUCCUCCGUGGCCGGGGGGCCCGGCGGCCGCUCGCUCCGUUUGGGGGGGGGUUCCUUCAGGGCUCCGAGCAUCCAUGGGGGAUCCGGUGGCAGGGGUGUGUCAGUCUCUUCCGCCAGAUUUGUCUCUUCUGGCCUAGGAAGCGGCCUGGGCGGUGGAUAUGGAGGUGCCGUCGGCAGCGGCUUUGGUGCAGGCUUUGGUGGUGGCUAUGGCGGGGGCUGGGGCUCUGGGGAUGGUCUCCUGUCAGGGAAUGAAAAGACGACGAUGCAAAACCUGAACGACCGCCUCGCGUCCUACCUGGACAAAGUGCGUGCGUUGGAGGAAGCCAACUCAGAGCUUGAGACUAAGAUCCGCGAAUGGUACCUAAAACAAGGACCGGGCCCUGUCCGAGACUACAGCCCUUAUUACAAGGCUAUUGAAGACCUCCGAGACCAGAUCCUUGCUGCCACUAUUGACAACUCGAAGGUGGUCCUGCAGAUCGACAACGCCAGGCUGGCUGCUGACGACUUCAAGACCAAGUUUGAAACAGAGCAAGCUCUGCGCAUGAGCGUGGAGGCCGACAUCAACGGGCUGCGCAGGGUGCUGGACGAGCUGACCCUGGCCAGGACCGACCUGGAGCUGCAGAUCGAGAGCCUGAAGGAGGAGCUGGCCUACCUGAAGAAGAACCACGAGGAGGAAAUGAGUGCCCUGGGAGGUCAGGUAGCCGGCCAAGUCAGUGUAGAAGUGGACUCUGCUCCAGGCAUUGACCUGUCCAAGAUCCUGGCCGAUAUGAGAGACCAGUAUGAACACAUGGCGGAGAAGAACAGGAAGGAUGCUGAGGCCUGGUUCCACAGUAAGACUGAAGAGCUGAACCGUGAGGUAGCCAUCAAUACUGAACAGCUGCAGAGCAGCAAGUCCGAAGUCACCGACCUGAGACGCACCCUGCAAGGGCUGGAGAUAGAGCUGCAGUCCCAGCUCAGCAUGAAAGGCGCGCUGGAGAGCAGCCUGGCAGACACCGAGGGGCGUUACGGCGCACAGCUGGCGCAGAUCCAGGACAUGAUUGGCAGCAUUGAGGCGCAGCUGGCUGAGCUCCGAGCUGAUCUGGAGCGCCAGAACAACGAAUACAAGAUGCUCAUGGAUAUCAAGACCCGGCUGGAGCAGGAGAUCGCUACUUACCGGCAGCUCCUGGAGGGUCAGGAGUCCCAGUUGUUUGGCUCCCUUUCUGGAUCUCCCGACAAAAGAGACAAGCUGGCAGAUGGAAAAUAGUACUGAAAGUCCCAUAAAUGUCAACUUCAAGAUGAAGAGAAAAAAGGGAAAUAAAAUGCAGAGAAAUCACACUAAACUGCUGGAAAUUAACUACACAGAAAAUCCUUGUCUACACAAAGCUUAAGUAGAUUGGUUCAUUUAGCAGUGAUUAAUUUGCAGACUAGGUUAGGUUUUUAAUUACUUUUUCUUGUACUGAAAUGCUGUAGCUGCUCCAAUAAAGAUGAUCUUGCAAUCUCGGCUCCUGUU